AGGCUUGCAAAACGUCAUACCGCGAAAAGUAAUAACGAAGUACUAUAACAAAAAGUAAGGAGUGAUGCGGAUCCGCUAUCAUCGGCCGAAAACAGAGUUUUGUGCUUGGCUUAACGGUUUAUUUUAACGUAUAAAUGUCAAAAAUACUUCAGAAAUUAAAAUAGUUCCAUAAGUGAUAAAACAAUUUUAGUGUUACGAGUAUUAUUGCAGUGAUACGUGAUACUGACUAUCAUGCACAUAAGGAAAAGUUAUACUGAUAUAAAGAGCACCAGAUUUAUUUCAGUAUAUCUAUUAAUCCCCCGAUACACAAAAUCGUUCAUUUAAUCAACAAUACCCUUGCUUUUCCAUACUACAAUGAGCGGAAGAAAUAAGACGUGCUCGUUCUGUCUCAAACAGCGGCAAAUUCUAGUGGACCACUCUUCUACAAACAAAGCACUCAAAAAAAUUUACAAUAUUGCUGCUCCUUCAAGCGGAUACCGUUUAUGUAUAGAGUGUCAUUUUUACAUUGGUCGAGUUUCUGAGUUCAAGCACAUAAUUGAGUCUGCCGCUGACUUCGACGUAGACAGUUGUUUCGUGUGCAAAUCGGAAAGCACUAUCAAUGAACCUGGAGUGGAUCGCAUGGUCGCUUACCUUGUAAAACAGUGUAGUAGUAUCGACUUUGGUAAUGCUGACACCGUUAAGGCUUGCGUGACGUGUUUGUAUUUAUUGGAAAUUAGCAUUAAAUACGAAAAACUGGCCAGAAACUUUGCAAAUGCACAACGUUUUAGCAAAGAGUUUGCCACUAUGAGGGAAUGCAACAUAGUUCUUUGGAAGUUAAACCUGGAUACACUUGGUGACAUGUGUAAAAACUACAGUAUUUGUAGUAAUAUUAAUAUUGGAAAAGAAAAAGGAAAUAAGGGAAUCAAACGUGGUAGGGGGUCCUGGAGUGCACGAGAUGAACUAACUCCCAAGAGAUCUAAGCAAGAAGAGGAAUCUGUUCUACCUGUAAUGCUUACAAAACUGACCCCUACAAUGUCGCGCUCUGGUGGUAGGAAAACUCUAUCGCCUACUUCCACAAAUUCAUCGAAAGCGAAACAAAAUGAUAAGAUUUUCAUUAAACUACCGAUUCCUCGCAAAUUGUUGGAAAAACAAAACCGUAAAAAGUAUGAUCUUCCUCACUCACCAAGCAAAACAAUACCGGCUUCUCCGUCCGUUGACGUAUUGAAUAAAAUUUUCGAUAUUAAGUUGCGACCGUUGGUAAUCAAAAUAGAACAUGUAGAUCUGUCCAACUAUAUGAACAGAACAAUAGCACAUGAUUCCAGCACGAGGCAACUGCGUAAACAGAAAAACGAAGAGUUUAUAGGCUUGGAUGAGGAAGAUGUGGUGGAACUUCAGCAAAGUAACACUAGCAUUUGCAGCGUUGGUAAACGAAAGAGUAUUUUGGUAACAGAACGAAUUGAAAGUCCCAAUUCAGCGAAAAAGAAGGUACAAUUUUCGGAUUCCCCUAGUAUCAAAUACGUGGACAAACUUAAUUUUACUGACGAAGAAAGUGGUGGUAAAGAUAAUAGCGAUGAUGAAAAUGAUGCCGACUAUGGCGGGAAAAAGAGUAAAAAGAAAACACCGAAGCCUCAGAAUGAAACAGCACUGUGUCCUGAGAAUGGCAAGCCUCGAAAAGGUAGACCUAGGAAGGUCGACAGUAGUAACAUAAAAGAAAUAGAAAUUCCAGUUCAAAAAAUUACUUAUGAGGAGCAAAAAGAAAAUCCAACGGAAGUCAAAGAACACGAAAAAGAAAAAUCAAACAAAAACGAAGAACUCUCCAAAACGACAGACAAUGUUCAAAAGCAAUCGGAAAAUUCUACAAUUGUAAACGGCAACACUGAAGAACAACACGUUAAUGAAGAAAAAAAUCUAGAACAUUCUGAAAUUACCGGGAACAAUAACUCUGCGGUAGCUCCUGAAAUGGAAACAGAAGAACUAGAGGAGAGUAAACCAGAUGAUCGAAUGGGAAUAGACGAUCCAUUUGACUUGCCGGAUACUGAAAUGAAAGAUCUUUCCGGUGCGGAAUCGCCAGAAGAUGUUGAAAUGGCUGAGAAAAAGUUACCUCAACAAGAGGAUGUUGAGAUGACUGAAGUUAACAAUGUGGACACAAUAGUCCACGAUGCCCUUAGCUCACAAAGUAAACCAGCGGGAAAUCCAGUCUCUCCUCAGGAGCACACAUCGUCUAAUGAAUUUGCAUCAGAUAAGGAAGAAGAACUAGAAAAAGUUAAACUAACUUUUGAAAAUAUGCUCGGUAAAGAACUCCUUGAUUCGGAAUCUGAGUUAGAAUCUGCUGAGCCGACCUCUAAGAAUGAACCAGUGGUAUCCGAGCAAAAUAAAGACUUUGGCCCAGACACAUGCGAACACAUAAAACCAGAACCCCAAAUCCGAUCAGCUUUAGAAGCACCCACUGAAUCCAAAACUCCGAAUGAACAGAAAAAUGUUUUCACUGAGCUAGACGACGUAGAUGAUAUUUCAGACGACGAAGACAUUCUGAAUCGGCUUGAUUAUACAGAUCAAUCCAGGCAUCGACGGUCACCAGAAUUACCACCACUUGGUGAGGACAGUUUGUAGAAUAUGUAUAAAUUUCCACAAAAUAGAGGUGUCAUCACCAUUUGAUUUGUUUUUAAACUUAUUCCUGUUUGGAGUAGAUAUUAUGUUCAAAAAAAAUCAUUGUAAGUGUUGAAUAGGAUUGAAUCGGCUAGCGUCAACCCGCUAGAGACGUGAGAUUGACUGUAAUCGUAAUUGUUUACAAAACCGAAAAGUAUAGAGCACAGAAUCUUUUAUACGUGGAAUAUAGUGUUAGUAAAAUAUAAGAUCGACUAAAAAGAGCAAAAUAAAUAUUGAACAAUUUUGA
Messenger RNA from Wyeomyia smithii (pitcher-plant mosquito), 2872 nucleotides. RefSeq lists its product as uncharacterized. The transcript has 4 exons. The record is from RefSeq and is a predicted model, not a curated record. The coding region runs from base 355 to 2589 and encodes 744 amino acids. Lineage: Eukaryota; Metazoa; Arthropoda; Insecta; Diptera; Culicidae.